ACUCCCCUCCCAUCUCGACAUCUCAAUCACCCCUCCACAACACCAUUGGUGGAAAAGCUGCAAUUAUCCCGUGGGUAUAAAAACAGCGGGGAAGGUGAGGCGAGAUGUGGGGAUCGUGAUUGGAGAGACGUGAACUCACCCACUUCUUCCGUCUCAUCAACGACGACGACGAAGAUUCUAUAAAUUUCUCUUGAGGUGAAAAAGAAAUUUCUUCCACUUACAAUCCAAAAAUCAAAGAAAGCUCUGCGAGGUUUUGUGACAAGAGGAGAAGCAACAUCAGGCCAUAUCGGCAAACCAAAACAUCCUAGUUCCGAUCCCGGAGAAUUCGAGAAACGACCAUCCAUUGAUCCAUCAUGUCUCUCCGCAAAACCGUAACUUUAAACUCCAGCCAGAAGCUUCUGACUCUAGGCUACGGUACAUGGCAAUCUGCUCCUGGAGAGGUCUCCGUUGGUGUAUUUGAGGCUUUGAAAGCUGGAUAUCGACACCUUGAUCUUGCGAAGAUCUAUGAGAACCAGAAGGAGGUCGCUCAAGGAUUGAAGAAGGCGUUUGCUGAGAUCCCAGGCCUGAAGAGAGAAGAUAUCUUCAUUACCUCGAAGCUAUGGAACACCCAGCAUCGUCCCGAAGAGGUCGAAGCAGCUCUAGAUGACUGCCUCGCAGAGCUCGACCUCGAGUAUCUCGAUCUCUACCUCGUCCACUGGCCCUGUGCCUUCCCACCCGCAGGAGGAAACCUCUUCCCCCUCGUUGAAGGCAAGAACCUCCCCGACGGCGACGUCGAAAUCGACGACAGCGUCUCCAUCGUCAAGACCUGGGAAGCCAUGCUCAAGCUCCCCAAGACCAAAGCCCGCGCAGUCGGAGUUUCUAACCACACCAUCGAGCACCUCGAAACAAUCAUCAAAGCCACCGGCGUGACACCCACCGUCAAUCAAAUUGAGCGUCACCCCAUGCUCCCACAACCUGAAUUGAUCAAGUACUGCAAAGAGAAGGGAAUCCACAUCACCGCUUACUCGGCAUUCGGCAACAACGCCUACGGCUACCCCCUCCUGAUCACACGCCCCGAAAUCGUCGCAAUCGCGGAAAAUAUCUCCAAGGAGACGGGCAAGAAGAUCACCGGCGCACACGUUAUACUGGCCUGGUCACAAGUCGGAGGCCACUCCGUGAUCCCGAAAUCCGUCACCCCGUCCCGCAUCGCGGACAACUUCCAGGAGAUCGAGCUUUCGAAGGAGGAUGUGGCUGCGAUUGAUGCUAUGAGCGCGAAGGGACAUGAGAGGUUCAAUGUUCCUUAUCUUUGCAACAAGCCGAGAUGGGACGUUGAGAUCUUUGGAGAGGAGGGCGAGAAGAGUGCUACGCACAAGAUUGUGUUGGCAUAA
Messenger RNA from Mollisia scopiformis, 1367 nucleotides. Its product is annotated as putative aldehyde reductase. The record is from RefSeq and is a predicted model, not a curated record. Lineage: Eukaryota; Fungi; Ascomycota; Leotiomycetes; Helotiales; Mollisiaceae. Gene Ontology annotation, cellular component: cytosol. The transcript is spliced from 12 exons. Gene Ontology annotation, molecular function: aldose reductase (NADPH) activity. The coding region runs from base 354 to 1367 and encodes 337 amino acids.